Messenger RNA from Caenorhabditis elegans, 1270 nucleotides. It is a transcript of the gene php-3, whose product is annotated as Homeobox protein php-3. Gene Ontology annotation, molecular function: DNA binding; DNA-binding transcription factor activity, RNA polymerase II-specific. The transcript is spliced from 4 exons. Bases 55 to 882 code for a protein of 275 amino acids. Gene Ontology annotation, cellular component: nucleus. Gene Ontology annotation, biological process: regulation of DNA-templated transcription. NCBI's taxonomy places the organism in Eukaryota, Metazoa, Nematoda, Chromadorea, Rhabditida, Rhabditidae. The record is from RefSeq and is marked reviewed.
GCUUGCUCACGGUAGACAACGCCCGAACAUCAGCGAGCUCCCGUCAUCAUCCUAAUGAUUUCGGUGAUGCAACAGAUGAUGAACAAUUCUAAUAUGCCACCCCCAUUUGUGAAGAGCUCUGAUUCUCAUGAAACUCAUGAUGAAUCACCGACGUCUCCGUUCAUUAAACGUUCGGAUUCUCCUGCAACAACGUCUUCGGCGGCAGCAGCAGCAAUGCAACACAACUUUUGGUCGACAAGAGCUGCACAACUGCAGCAAUCUGUAUCUGGAUCAUCUGGUGUUUCUAGUGGUUCCAGCAGUUCUGCAUCGAACAAUUUAUCAAGGACACAAGCGGACAAUCAUUCGGAACGAGGAUCCGACACUGCUUCCAGUCCUCAGGUUGCACCACUCCCAACGAGCAGUGGUAUGUCAAUGCCAGCAGCGGCUGCAGCCGGAAUGUACCCAUUCAAUGCUGGUCGAUUUCCAACAGAGUUUAAUAUGAUGGUUAAUCAAUCAAUGUACAAUGAUUUCUAUUCAAAUAGUCUUGCUGCAUCUUCUUGGCCAUACUCUUAUCCACAACAAUAUCCGUUUGCAAACUACUCAAUGCCAAGUUUAGAUGGAAAUUUGAAUGACGGUGGUCAACUAGAAUGGACGUCCUCUUCACACGCAAUGCGUAAAAAGAGGAAGCCGUAUACGAAAGCGCAGACAUUGGAGUUGGAAAAAGAGUUUUUGUACAAUACCUACGUCAGUAAGCAGAAGCGGUGGGAACUUGCAAAGUACUUGCAUUUGACUGAGCGACAAGUCAAAAUUUGGUUCCAAAACCGACGAAUGAAAGAUAAGAAGCAAAAGCAACGAACAUCUGGAGAUCCAACUGGAAUGCUGAUGCCACCUGGAUUGGAUUAACUCGAAAUACUUUAUUGUAAUUGCCCCACCUCACGCGGUGCCUUUCUGUCCCAUUACGGUUUGAUCUACAAAAAAUGCGGGAAUUUUUCGCCCAAAAAAUGUGACGUCAGCACGUUCUUAACCAUACGAAAUCAGUUGAGAAUUCUGCCGCAUUUUUUGUAGAUCUAAGUAGAUCAAACCGACAUGUGACACUCUGACACCACGUGCCACCUGGGUCUAAAUUUGCCAAAAACCAUACCAACUUGAAAUGUUUCCUGAAAAGUUUUCUGUUUCCUUUUAGGUGAAUAUUGAACUUCUUUUUUUUUCUUCCAUCUCUCUCUCUCAACCUUAGCUCAAAUGUUCUACUUCAUUAUAUCACCACCAUUGAUCCGCAUUUAAUAAAUUCAAU